UCUUUAAAACUUCUCUAUGUUUUCACAAUGCAAAAUUCUGCUUAUGAUUGUAUGAGAUGGGAGCUUGUUCUAUAGAUUUAUAAUAGAUGCUGUAUUAUCUUUCAAAAGAAUGUGGUCCCGACCCAAUUGAGGAAGUUAUGCCCAAAGUGUAGUUAGCAUAGUGUCCCAGUGGGAAUCAGAAGUUUAACUGGCAAUGGUAUCAUCUCUCCUUGAUAGGGGCAAUAGUAAUGGAUAGAUGAUUGAAAGGAGAAAUAAAGUCAACCAUAUAGGGUACAUUCAAUUUAUUUGGGUGCAUUUUCAGUUAAACUGAUACCUUUUUUUUAAAAUUAUUUUUCCUUUUCUUCAGAUACUGAAUCUGCUAAGGCAUCUAGAAGACAGCUGAAAGAGACAAUCUACUCAGUGCUGUUUGAUAUGAAUGUUCUUGCUGUUUGUGCCAUCAAUCCGGCAUACACAAACAAGCUGUAGAACAAGUUUUCACGUUUGGAAGAAGAGAAUGAAAGGCUCAAGAUGUAGAAGGUUUUGGAUGCUUCCUGGUACAUGCCUGACGAGCAGCAAAAUCCACUUCAAGAAUAUCAGGUUCAAGUCUUCAACAAAUAGAGGGCCUGGUUCUGCAACACUCUACGGCUCCAAGCAGUAUAAUCUCAAUGCUGUGCGACUUACCGAAUCAGCUAUGCUUCUCAGCCCAUUGCAGGGAAACUUCCCAGGGAGGAAUUUGGGCUCAUUGCAAGAAAAGAAAAGGGCCUACAUCACACAUAGUGGACACGUGAUCGUGGCCAGUGAGGUUGGUGUUGUAGACAUCUGCCAGAAGAUGUGGCUAGGAAAGGAAGACAUGAUCGGUCCAUAAGGGGACCUUACUGAAACAGUUCACGUGGAAGGCUAGGAAAGGAAGACAUUUAUAGUUUAAAUAGACCAUUAAUUGUUUUGUUGAUAUUGUGCUAAUUGUUGUCUUGAUGAAUGUUAAAUGGGUGAAAUAUGCACAGGCUCAAUCA
Messenger RNA from Magnolia sinica, 989 nucleotides. RefSeq lists its product as uncharacterized. Bases 416 to 844 code for a protein of 142 amino acids. The record is from RefSeq and is a predicted model, not a curated record. NCBI's taxonomy places the organism in Eukaryota, Viridiplantae, Streptophyta, Magnoliopsida, Magnoliales, Magnoliaceae. The transcript has 4 exons.